Molecule: messenger RNA, 1392 nt
Organism: Sporisorium graminicola
Lineage: Eukaryota; Fungi; Basidiomycota; Ustilaginomycetes; Ustilaginales; Ustilaginaceae
Exons: 1
Coding region: 1-1392 (463 amino acids)
Source: RefSeq, a predicted model, not a curated record
AUGACUACGGAAGAUCGUCUCGAGAACGAGCUUCUGGACGUUCUGGGUUGCCAGCCAUCUCUGUUCAAGUUGUACACGCAAGUGGCCUUCGUCUAUGCAACCAGCGACGAGCAUGUCGUUGAACGCCAAGUCGCGACUUCUCUACGACGUGGGCUCGACAAUCUGGCCGCACAGCUGCCGUGGUUGUGCGGCAAGGUCAUCAACGAGAACUCUGGUCGAGGGAAAACCGGCACUUACCGCAUCGUCAAGAUACCAGAGAUUCCUAUGGUAGUUAGGGAUCUUCGCCAGACAGGCGACGUGGCAAGCUUGGAUCAACUUCGUGAUGCUCGGUAUCCAUUCUCGAUGCUCGAUGAAAAACUGGUGGCGCCAUGCAUGACGUUGAACUUCCCAGGGCAAAAGGCCGGUCUUGUUGCCGACACGGGGCCGGUACUAGCGCUUCAGGUCAACAUCAUAUCGGGUGGAGUCAUCCUCACAGCCGCAGCUCAGCACAAUGUGAUGGAUAUGGUCGGCAUGGCGAACGUCAUGAGAUGGCUCGACACGGCAUACAAAGGUAAAAGUCUCGCGGAGGAGGAGCUCGCUGCUGCCAAGAUGGACAAGAGCCGGGUCUUGACCCUUCACGACGAGUACUGGUCACCGGACGAAGAAUGGCUGAACCGCCUGCUGCCCAAGACUCAGCCAGAAUCGGAGACAGCUCCUGACACUGCGACCACCCCACCCAAAGUCUGGUGGGGUUACGUUGACUUCUCCAUCGAGUCCGUCUCCACUCUGAAGGGGAUCGCAACACAAACCAAGGACGCGGACAUUGACUAUAUCAGCUCGGACGAUGCAGUCUGCGCGUUCAUAUGGAAGUGUCUUUCUCGUGCAAGAACGGCGAGAACGGAUGGAAAGCGCUCAACAGUCUUUGCGCGCGCGGUCGACCUUCGAAGACGGAUGGGGGUGCCACCAGCCUACCCCGGCACCUUGACAAAUCUGGUCUACACCGAUUCCUCGCUGGACAGCAUAAGCGCAGAAACGCUGGGUCGGAUUGCAGCCAAGCUUCGUGGCCAACUCAAUUCGUCGAAACUGUCGAACGAUACGCGCGCUCUUGCCACGGUCAUCGAUCGACUGCCGGACAAAGGCAUUAUCAACAUCACGGCACCCGUAGAUCCAUCUACGGGCAUCAUGUUGAGCUCGUGGGCUUCAGUGCAGCUCGAUCAGCUCGAUUUCGGAGUUGGGCUCGGACUGCCUCCCGCUGUGCGACGUCCAGUCUUCGACCCCGUCGAGAGUCUGAUGUACAUCCUGCCGAAGAGCUCGUCGGGAGGAGCUGUGGUGGGACUGUGCCUGCGUGAAGAAGAUUGGGCAGCGCUGGAGCGUGAUGAUGAGUGGAGAGGAUACGCAUCGUACAUUGGCUGA